AUGUGUAGGGGUUGUCCCCCUAUCAUUCUUGGCGGUCUUACCUUAUCCUAUCCUCGCAACGUCAGGGGAUUGCCUCCUCGGUUGCAGAGCCCUGGAUGUGUAGGGGUUGUCCCCCUAUCAUUCUUGGCGGUCUUACCUUAUCCUAUCCUCGCAACGUCAGGGGAUUGCCUCCUCGGUUGCAGAGCCCUGGAUGUGGGAUUGCCUCCUCGGUUGCUGAGCCCUGAAUGUGUAGGGGUUGUCCCCCUAUCAUUCUUGGCGGUCUUAUCCUAUCCUCGCAACGUCAGGGGAUUGCCUCCUCGGUUGCAGAGCCCUGGAUGUGUAGGGAAUGUCCCCCUAUCAUUCUUGGCGGUCUUACCUUAUCCUAUCCUCGCAACGUCAGGGGAUUGCCUCCUCGGUUGCAGAGCCCUGGAUGUGUAG
This is a messenger RNA of Nezara viridula (southern green stink bug), 417 nucleotides long. The record is from the annotation of a GenBank genome assembly. NCBI's taxonomy places the organism in Eukaryota, Metazoa, Arthropoda, Insecta, Hemiptera, Pentatomidae.